AUGUCUCAAUUCAAAUUCGCCAAUUCCACCGCUCCCGUGCCCGGCAAGGGGGGCCCUCCACCUCCCGAAUUCGCAAUCACCACCCCCGCCUCUACAGACAUCUGGUCCAAACCCCCGUCCACCACCCGCUUCUCCGCGCCCAUCCUCUACCAAUCCAUGCCACUCACCUCCUUUAAACGCGCGCGAGUCGCCAUCAACGCCCCAUGGAAACACCUCUACGACCAAGGCGGCCUCAUCCUGGUCCUGCGCCACGCAGACGGGACCCAGAAAUGGGUGAAAGCGGGCAUCGAACUAACCCACGGCAAGCCGCAUCUGGGCGUGGUGGCGAAGGACCGGUGGGCGGAUUGGAGCCUGUUGCCCGUGCCGUCGGGUGGAAGGGCGGCGACGAUUGAGAUGGUUCGGGAGGCGGAUGAUAGUUUGUGGAUCUAUCUGGUGGAGGGGGUGCAGAAGUCGCCGAUUCGCGAGGUGACGUGGAUAUUUCAGGAGGAAGGGGUAGAGGAGAUUUGGGUGGGAGUAUAUGCGGCGAGGCCUGGGGGUGAAGGGGGGAGUUGUCGGUUCACUUUGGACAUUUGA
Molecule: messenger RNA, 573 nt
Organism: Penicillium daleae
Lineage: Eukaryota; Fungi; Ascomycota; Eurotiomycetes; Eurotiales; Aspergillaceae
Exons: 1
Coding region: 1-573 (190 amino acids)
Source: RefSeq, a predicted model, not a curated record